AUGGGUCUGGCGAGUGGCUCGGACGGAGCGAGGGCGACGUCCCCGGUGUCGGUGUCGUCGUCGUCAUCGUCGUCAUCGUCGUCGUCGUCACCGGCGAUUGCCCGCUCUCCGGCGCCGACGGCUUCGGCCAAGGCGCGGAGAUUGCAGCUCUUGGCCCAGUGGUCGAUGCGUGAGGCAAGCCUGGACUCGCCAUCCAAGGUGGCACGGAGCAGCCCGCUGACGAUGCAGGCGCUGGCGCUCAACUCGCCGACGAUGCACCGUGAGGCAGCUGAUGCGGCGGCAGCGGCCAUGCGGGUGAAGCAAAAGUGGGCGUCGGAGCGGGCGCGGGCGUCUGCUCUCGCCGCCGAGCUGGAGGAGUCGCGGGCACGUGAGGCGCAGCUGCGUGCGAUGCUCGCAGGAGAGGGUGAGGCCGGAAGCCGCGACGCGCUGCUGAAGCGCGCGCGGGCGACCGAGGACGAGCUGAACCGACAGCGGCGAAAGCGCGAGCGCAGACGCGAGCAUGGGCGUCAACGUGAGCGUGAUAGUGAGCCUGGAAUAGGGCAGGGCUCGAGCCUGACGUCCAGCGACGCCAAGGUCGAGGGCGUGCGGCUGCGGCAAGAGAACGCCCGUCUGCGGCGCGAGGUGGCAGAACUCAGCUCGCGCGAGGCGGAGCGCAGCGAGCUCAUUGAGCACGCCGAAGAGAGUGCAGGGAAGCUUGUUGCCGCGAACCUGGAGAUUGCCGGGCUCAAGCGCGAACUGCGUGAAUCGCAGCGGAUGCUAGCCGAGGAGCGACAGCACACGCGCGAUGCGGUGGCUGCCGCCGAAGCCGCUGAGGCGUCGGUGAGCAGGCUGUCGGAUGCUUUAGUCAAGGCGCGGAGCGAGGUGGCAGAGGCGCACGCAGCGGCGCAAGCGCGGAUUGCGGCGAUGGCGAGCGCGAUGGAGCGGCAGGCAAGCUCGAGUGCGUCGCUAGCGCAGGCUGAAGCUGGGCAGCUGGCGGUACGAAUCCGCGAGGUCGAGGCAGGUGCGCAACUGGCGCAGGUACAGGCGUUCGAGACGAUUGAAGCCCAGGUGGGCGUCAUUGCCAAGCUCCGCACGCGAGUGAUGGAGCUGGAAGACGUUGUGCAGGCUCGGCGUGGCGCCGAGUGGCUGAAGGCCAAGCUCGAGGGGCUUGUGGACGACGUCAAGGCAGGCGAUGUCAGGGAGGGAGGCAGCAGCAGCAUUUGCCAUAGGUGCACGGCAGCGGCGACCGAGAUCGAGAGCCUUCGCGCACGGAACCGCGAUGUGCGGAUGCAGUUGCGUGCCAGAGAGGAGCAUGUCGAGCAGCUGGAGCUGGAGCUGGAGGAGCUGACGGAGGAUCAAAAGGGGCUUGAAAAGCGCAUCGAGGUCCUGCGCGGCAAGUUACAGGAAGCCCAUCGGGCGGCGGCGGCGCAAGAUGCGUGGCGCGAGAGCGAGGCGCUUCAGGCCCAACUCGAGAUGCGCGAGCAGGAGCUUGCACAGGCCGAGCAGUCGAGGGCGCGGCUGGAGUCCAAGACGACGAUGCAGGACGAAGUCAUCAGCAAGCUCCGUGCCGAGAUGGAAGAUAAGUUUGGGCUCGAGUCUCGUGUCGACAUGCUGAUGGCCGAGGCCGAGCAGCGGGCAAGGGUCGUGAGCUCGUUGCGCGCGGCGGUGGACGAGCGGUUUGGGCUCGAGGCCGAGCUCCAGGUUGCGCAUGAGGCGCAGGUGGCACUCGAGUCGGAGAUGCGGGCUCUGAGGGCGAGAUGCGCAAGUCUAGAGGCCGAUGCGCAGCGAGUGGCGGUGCUCGAGGCCGAGGUUGCGCACGUGGGUGAGCUCGAGGCUGACGUGGCAAGCGCAGAGACAGCGCAGCAGCAGACACUGGCGGCGCUUGCCGAGGUGCAGUCUGCGCUGGCAGCGGCCGAGGACCAAGUUUUGCAGGUAGGCCAGGUUGAAGCCGAGCUGGAGAAGGCCAAGGUUGAGCUUGGGGAGGCCAAGGCCGAUGCCAAGCGUGCUAUUGUACAACUUGAGGCGGCCGAGGCUCAGCUUGCCGAUGCUAAGGCCGAUGCUGAGCGUGUGGCCGAGCUGAAGGCUGAACUAGAUGUGGCAAAGGCCAAGGCCGAGGCCGAUGCUGGGCGCGUGAUCGAGCUGGAGGCUCAGCUGGCUGUGGCCAUGACUGAUGUCAAAGUUAGAGCCGAGCACGCCGCCGAGUGGGAGGCAGAGCUGGAUAGCGCCAAGGCUGAGCUUGUUGACGCUAAGGCUAAUGCCGAGCAGCGACAGUUGGAAGCUCUGGAAAUGAGCAGCAAGAUCCAAGUCCAGAGCUCUGUCAUCGACGCGCUGCGCGAGCAAUCAAAGAACAACUCAUCUGUCGAGGACGAGUUGGUCUCUGCACGCGCUGAGCUACUCGCCAAACAAGCGAGAUUUGAGGCCGAUCUCGAGGCAGCCCGCGCCGAGAUCGCGGCUCUUCAGUCAGUCGUCGAGGCCAAGACCACGCUCGAUACCGAACUCGAGGCUGCCCGCGCCGAGAUCGAGACCCUGCAGUCAGCUGUUGACGCCAAGGCCACGCUCGAGACCGAUCUCGAUGCUGCUGUCGAGGCCAAGGCCACGCUCGAGACUGAUCUCGAGGCUGCCCGCACCGAGAUCGAGACCCUGCAGUCAGCUGUCGAGGCCAAGGCCACGCUCGAGACCGAUCUCGAGGCUGCCCACGCCGAGAUCGAGACCCUGCAGUCAGCUGUCGAGGCCAAGGCCACACUCGAGACCGAACUCGAGGCUGCUGUCGAGGCCAAGGCCACGCUCGAGACUGAUCUCGAGGCUGCCCGCACCGAGAUCGAAACCCUGCAGUCAGCUGUUGACGCCAAGGCCACGCUCGAGGCAGAGCUUGAGGCUACUGUCGAGGCCAAGGCCUCGCUCGAGGCAGAGCUUGAAGCUACUGCUGACGCUAAGGCUACGCUCGAGGCAGAGCUCGAAGCUACCCACACCGAGAUCGAGACCCUGCAGUCCGCGACUGACGUCAAGGCCACGCUCGAGGCAGAGCUUGAGGCUGCCCGCGCCGAGAGCGAGACCCUGCAGUCAGCUGUUGACGCCAAGGCCACGCUCGAGGCAGAGCUUGAGGCUACUGUCGAGGCCAAGGCCUCGCUCGAGGUAGAGCUUGAAGCUUCUGCUGACGCCAAGGCCACGCUCGAGACCGAACUCGAGGCUGCUGUCGAGGCCAAGGCCACGCUCGAGGCAGAGCUUGAGGCUGCUGUUGAGGCCAAGGCCACGCUCGAGGUAGAGCUUGAAGCUGCUAUCGAGGCCAAGGCCACGCUCGAGGUAGAGCUUGAGGCUGCCCGCGCCGAGAUCGAAACCCUGCAGUCAGCUGUUGACGCCAAGGCCACACUCGAGACCGAUCUCGAGGCUGCUGUCGAGGCCAAGGCCACGCUCGAGGCAGAGCUUGAGGCUGCCCGCGCCGAGAUCGAGACCCUGCAGUCCGUUGCUGCCGAUGCCAAUGCCACGCUCGAGGCAGAGCUUGAAGCUGCUCACGCCGAGAUUGAGACCCUGCAGUCAGCUGCUGACGCUAAGGUCAUGCUCGAGACUGAUCUCGAUGCUGCUGUCGAGGCCAAGGCCACGCUCGAGACUGAUCUCGAGGCUGCUGUCGAGGCCAAGGCCACGCUCGAGGCAGAGCUUGAGGCUGCCCGCGCCGAGAUCGAGACCCUGCAGUCCGUUGCUGUCGAGGCCAAGGCCACGCUCGAGGCAGAACUCGAGGCUGCCCGCGCCGAGAUCGAAACCCUGCAGUCAGCUGUUGACGCCAAUGCCACGCUCGAGGCAGAGCUUGAAGCUGCUGUCGAGGCCAAGGCCACGCUCGAGACCGAACUCGAGGCUGCCCACGCCAAGAUCGAGACCCUGCAGUCAGCUGUCGAGGCCAAGGCCACGCUCGAGACCGAACUCGAGGCUGCUGUCGAGGCCAAGGCCACGCUCGAGGUAGAGCUUGAGGCUGCCCGCGCCGAGAUCGAAACCCUGCAGUCAGCUGUUGACGCCAAUGCCACGCUCGAGGCAGAGCUUGAAGCUGCUGUCGAGGCCAAGGUCACGCUCGAGGCAGAGUUUGAGGCUACUGUCGAGGCCAAGGCCUCGCUCGAGGUUGAGCUUGAAGCUUCUGCUGACGCCAAGGCCACGCUCGAGGCAGAGCUUGAAGCUGCUGUCGAGGCCAAGGCCACACUCGAGACCGAUCUCGAGGCUGCCCGCACCGAGAUCGAGACCCUGCAGUCAGCUGCUGACGCCAAGGCCACGCUCGAGACCGAACUCGAGGCUGCUAUCGAGGCCAAGGCCACGCUCGAGGCAGAGCUUGAGGCUGCCCGCGCCGAGAUCGAGACCCUGCAGUCCGUUGCUGUCGAGGCCAAGGCCACACUCGAGACCGAUCUCGAGGCUGCUCGCGCCGAGAUCGAGACCCUGCAGUCAGCUGCUGACGCUAAGGUCACGCUCGAGACUGAUCUCGAGGCUGCUGUCGAGGCCAAGGCCACGCUCGAGACUGAUCUCGAGGCUGCCCACGCCGAGAUCGAGACCCUGCAGUCAGCUGCUAACGCCAAUGCCACGCUCGAGGCAGAGCUUGAGGCUACUGUCGAGGCCAAGGCCACGCUCGAGACUGAUCUCGAGGCUGCCCGCGCCGAGAUCGAGACCCUGCAGUCCGUUGCUGUCGAGGCCAAGGCCACACUCGAGACCGAUCUCGAGGCUGCCCGCACCGAGAUCGAGACCCUGCAGUCAGCUGCUGACGCCAAGGCCACGCUCGAGGCAGAACUCGAGGCUGCCCGCGCCGAGAUCGAAACCCUGCAGUCAGCUGUUGACGCCAAUGCCACGCUCGAGGCAGAGCUUGAAGCUGCUGUCGAGGCCAAGGUCACGCUCGAGACCGAUCUCGAGGCUGCCCGCACCGAGAUCGAGACCCUGCAGUCAGCUGUCGAGGCCAAGGCCACGCUCGAGACCGAACUCGAGGCUGCUGUCGAGGCCAAGGCCACGCUCGAGGUAGAGCUUGAGGCUGCCCGCGCCGAGAUUGAAACCCUGCAGUCAGCUGUUGACGCCAAGGCCACACUCGAGACCGAUCUCGAGGCUGCUGUCGAGGCCAAGGCCACGCUCGAGGCAGAACUCGAGGCUGCCCGCGCCGAGAUCGAAACCCUGCAGUCAGCUGUUGACGCCAAGGCCACGCUCGAGGCAGAGCUUGAGGCUACUGUCGAGGCCAAGGCCACGCUCGAGACUGAUCUCGAGGCUGCCCGCGCCGAGAUCGAGACCCUGCAGUCCGUUGCUGUCGAGGCCAAGGCCACACUCGAGACCGAUCUCGAGGCUGCCCGCACCGAGAUCGAGACCCUGCAGUCAGCUGCUGACGCCAAGGCCACGCUCGAGGCAGAACUCGAGGCUGCCCGCGCCGAGAUCGAAACCCUGCAGUCAGCUGUUGACGCCAAGGCCACGCUCGAGGCAGAGCUUGAGGCUACUGUCGAGGCCAAGGCCACGCUCGAGGCAGAGCUUGAGGCUGCCCGCGCCGAGAUCGAAACCCUGCAGUCAGCUGUUGACGCCAAGGCCACGCUCGAGGCAGAGCUUGAGGCUACUGUCGAGGCCAAGGCCGCGCUCGAGGCAGAGCUUGAGGCUGCCCGCGCCGAGAUCGAGACCCUGCAGUCCGUUGCUGUCGAGGCCAAGGCCACACUCGAGACCGAUCUCGAGGCUGCCCGCACCGAGAUCGAGACCCUGCAGUCAGCUGCUGACGCCAAGGCCACGCUCGAGGCAGAACUCGAGGCUGCCCGCGCCGAGAUCGAAACCCUGCAGUCAGCUGUUGACGCCAAGGCCACGCUCGAGGCAGAGCUUGAGGCUACUGUCGAGGCCAAGGCCUCGCUCGAGGCAGAGCUUGAAGCUACUGCUGACGCUAAGGCUACGCUCGAGGCAGAGCUCGAAGCUACCCACACCGAGAUCGAGACCCUGCAGUCCGCGACUGACGUCAAGGCCACGCUCGAGGCAGAGCUUGAGGCUGCCCGCGCCGAGAGCGGGACCCUGCAGUCAGCUGUUGACGCCAAGGCCACGCUCGAGGCAGAGCUUGAGGCUACUGCCAAGGCCAAGGCCUCGCUCGAGGUAGAGCUUGAAGCUUCUGCUGACGCCAAGGCCACGCUCGAGGCAGAGCUUGAGGCUGCUGUUGAGGCCAAGGCCACGCUCGAGACCGAACUCGAUGCUGCCCGCGCCAAGAUCGAGACCCUGCAGUCCGUUGCUGCCGAUGCCAAUGCCACGCUCGAGGCAGAGCUUGAGGCUGCCCGCGCCGAGAUCGAGACCCUGCAGUCCGUUGCUGCCGACGCCAAUGCCACGCUCGAGGCAGAGCUUAUGGCUGCUCGCGCCGAGAUUGAGACCCUGCAGUCAGCUGCUGACGCCAAGACCAUGCUCGAGGCAGAGCUUGAGGCUGCUGACCCACUCGGAGGUGAACACUUUCCGCACCGCCGCUGCCGCCUCAGCGACUUCGGCUGCCGCACUCUUGCAGCAGCUCCGCGCCCUCCCGCCGACGCCGCCCGCGCCUGA
Molecule: messenger RNA, 6486 nt
Organism: Thecamonas trahens ATCC 50062
Lineage: Eukaryota; Apusomonadida; Apusomonadidae
Exons: 2
Coding region: 1-6486 (2161 amino acids)
Source: RefSeq, a predicted model, not a curated record